Messenger RNA from Asparagus officinalis (garden asparagus), 1153 nucleotides. Its product is annotated as probable xyloglucan endotransglucosylase/hydrolase protein 28. Gene Ontology annotation, cellular component: apoplast; cell wall. The transcript has 4 exons. Gene Ontology annotation, biological process: cell wall biogenesis; xyloglucan metabolic process. The record is from RefSeq and is a predicted model, not a curated record. Bases 224 to 1153 code for a protein of 309 amino acids. Gene Ontology annotation, molecular function: hydrolase activity, hydrolyzing O-glycosyl compounds; xyloglucan:xyloglucosyl transferase activity. NCBI's taxonomy places the organism in Eukaryota, Viridiplantae, Streptophyta, Magnoliopsida, Asparagales, Asparagaceae.
UCUCUCUCUAAAUGCCAGCCCAUAGCUCUCUCUCUCUCUCUCUCUCUCUCUCUCUCUCUCAUCUCAUCUCAAAACCCCCCAUACCUUUGGUUUCCUCCUCUCCCAAGAAACACAGAGGAAGAGGUAGCUCUGUUCUCCAUAUAAGAACACAGAGAUAGAGAGAGCCAAAACAAAAGAAAACCCAGUAUCACCAAAAUCUUCAAGCAAACCAAAGAAAACAGAGAUGAUGGCUUUGUUCAUCUCAGCUCUUUCUCUAUAUCUCCUCUUCUCUACUGCCUCAUGCAAUAGUAUUUUAUUUGAGAACUACACUUAUCUUCCCUUUGAUGAAGGCUACACUCAGCUCUUUGGUGAUGAUAAUCUAAUGCUUCUUAGGGAUGGGAAGACUGUUCAUAUUUCUCUUGAUGAGAGAUCAGGUGCUGGAUUUGCUUCACAAGAUCAAUACCUUCAUGGGUUCUUCAGUGCUUCCAUUAAAUUGCCCUCUGAUUAUGCUGCUGGAGUUGUUGUUGCAUUCUAUAUGUCAAACGGGGAUGUGUUCGAGAAAACCCAUGAUGAAUUAGAUUUCGAGUUCUUGGGAAAUAUAAGAGGGAGAGAAUGGAGAGUUCAAACCAACAUCUAUGGAAAUGGAAGCACAGCGGUUGGAAGAGAAGAAAGAUACAGUCUCUGGUUCGAUCCAACUGAGGAUUUUCAUCGAUAUUCUAUCUUGUGGAGCCAAGAUAGGAUCAUAUUCUACAUAGACAACAUUCCCAUCAGAGAAAUGGUGAGGACUCCAUCCAUUGGUGGGGACUUCCCUUCAAAGCCCAUGUCUCUGUAUGCAACUAUAUGGGAUGGGUCACAUUGGGCCACAUUGGGCGGCCGUUACAAGGCCAAUUACAAAUAUGCCCCUUUCACCGCCGAAUUUUCCGAUCUCGUCCUCCACGGCUGCGCUGUGGAUCCCACGGACCACCUCUCCACCUGCAACCACCGAGAAUCCGGCCGGUACAGCUCCAUCAAAAUCUCCGACGACGACGAACGGUUGGCGAUGCAGGGGUUCAGAAAGAAGUACGUAACCUAUUCCUACUGCUACGACCGCGAGCGAUACCCGGUGCCCGUGCCCGAGUGCGAACGUCGAGUGCUCGCGAGACUCGCAGGUCUACCGGUCGAGCGGACGCGUUAG